Molecule: messenger RNA, 1575 nt
Organism: Lycium ferocissimum
Lineage: Eukaryota; Viridiplantae; Streptophyta; Magnoliopsida; Solanales; Solanaceae
Product: serine/arginine-rich splicing factor SR45
Exons: 12
Coding region: 102-1370 (422 amino acids)
Biological process (GO): mRNA splicing, via spliceosome
Cellular component (GO): ASAP complex; nucleoplasm; cytoplasm
Molecular function (GO): RNA binding
Source: RefSeq, a predicted model, not a curated record
AAUGUACAUACAACAUCCCAUCUUAACCCCUCCAAUUCCAUCAAACAUCUCUAUCUGUCAUUAGGGUUUAUCAUCACAGGUGGGUUUCUCAGUUGCCAACAAUGGCGAAACCAGGUCGAGCCCGUGCGGCUUCACCAUCAGGCUCAUCUUCUCGUUCGCGGUCUCGUUCUUACUCUCCUUCAGAUUCUCGCUCUUCCAGCUCGCUUUCGCGUUCUCCGUCGCGAUCUAGAUCCCGUUCGAGGUCAAUUUCGUCAUCUUCAUCUGUUUCUCGUAGUGCCAGUUCUCGUAGCCCUAGUCCUCGCGCUCCUCCUCAGCGACGAAGCCCUGCUGGAGUAGCUAAGCGAGGACGCUCACCACCACCACCACCUGAGUCUAAGAAAGCUUCUCCACCUCCAAGGAAAGUAUCUCCUAUACCUGAGUCGCGUGUGAUUCAUGUGGAUCAGCUCAGCAGGAACGUCAAUGAAAACCAUUUGAAAGAAAUAUUUGGUAAUUUUGGUGAAAUUCUGCACGUGCAGUUGGCCAUUGAUCAUGUUGUUAAUCUUCCAAAAGGUUUUGCUUAUGUUGAGUUCAAGACUAGAAUUGAUGCUGAGAAAGCCCAACUACACAUGGAUGGUGCACAGAUUGAUGGGAAAGUAGUUCAUGCCAGGUUCACCCUGCCAGAGCGGAAGAAGGCUGCCUCACCUCCAAGGGCUGUUGCAACUUCCUCUAGAAGAGAUGCUCCAAGAACUGAUAAUGCCCCUGUUGAUGUGGAGAAGGAUGGACCAAAACGGCAACAAGAGUUAUCUCCUCGUCGGAAACCUGCCUCUCCACCUCGGAGGUCUCCUAUGGGACGAAGAGGAUCUCCUAGACGUGAUCCAGAUUCUCCUGCUCGUCGACGUGCUGACUCUCCUAUUCGCCGUCGAGCAAAUUCUCCUUUUAGGCGUGGCAGUCCACCUCCCCCAAGGAGGAGGCCCACAUCUCCCAUUAGGCGCCGUUCACCAUCUCCUCCACCAAGACGUCAUAGGUCACCUCCUAGCAGGGGCUCUCCCAGAAGAAUUCGUGGCAGUCCUGUUCGAAGACGUUCUCCCCUUCCGCCAAGGCGACGUUCUCCACGACGUGCUAGAAGUCCACCCAGAAGAUCUCCGAUUGGUCGUCGGUCUAGCCGUUCACCUAUUAGGAGGCCUAUCCGUUCACGAUCAAGAUCCUUCUCUCCUAGGCGGGGAAAAGGUCCAGCCGCAAGACGUGGCAGGUCAUCAUCUUACUCUUCUUCUCCCAGUCCUCGCAAGGGAGGACCGCGUAAGAUUUCAAGGAGUCGCAGUCCUAGAAGGAGGCCUUUAAGAGGGAGGAGCCCCAGCAACAGUGACAGCAGCAGUUCGCCCCGUAAGCCCUAGGUUGUUGCUCGUGCAAGGAAGCCCUAUAUAUCUUACGACAUGGGCGCUAAUGGGAUCUCCUCUUAAUGGAUGAGCUUUGUAAUCUUAAUUCUGCUGGAGAAAGAAGUCCAUUAGGACACACCCUUCAUCUCACUUGAUUACUUCCUUUGAACGUAUGAAUGCGAGUUAUUUUAAUGGUUGUAUACUAUUGUCCAAAUUCACAUUA